This is a messenger RNA of Drosophila busckii, 1060 nucleotides long. RefSeq names its product complex I intermediate-associated protein 30, mitochondrial (gene CIA30). Lineage: Eukaryota; Metazoa; Arthropoda; Insecta; Diptera; Drosophilidae. The transcript is spliced from 2 exons. The record is from RefSeq and is a predicted model, not a curated record. Gene Ontology annotation, biological process: mitochondrial respiratory chain complex I assembly; mitochondrial electron transport, NADH to ubiquinone. Bases 61 to 945 code for a protein of 294 amino acids. Gene Ontology annotation, cellular component: mitochondrion.
AUUUGUUACGUUGUUGCUAAAAUGAGCAAUUAGUAAAAUAAUAUAAUAAUAUAAAUAAACAUGCAGUGUCUGGUAAGGCAAUCUCAACGUUUGAGCUACUGGCUACCAGCAGCGCAAAUUCACACGACUGCCGUGCAGCGCACGUUCUGGGAACGUGAAAAGAAAUCUGGCUACAAAACCAAACUGCCGGAGCCAUCAAAGAAACAGCUCAUAAUCGAUGGACUACGCGAUUUAAAGGCAGAAAUGAAACUCUGGCGUGAGGAGGUUACGGAACAAUUAACGAGCGAUCCUAUACUAGUAUUUAGACCAGGUGAAAUCGAUGUGGCGUUUGAUUUUAAAGCACCCGAUGUGCUAGAAAAGUGGACUGUAACUACGGAUGCAGAUCAUGGCGAGGGUAAAAGUAAUGCCACACUAGAGCUCAGUGCUUCAGGCGCGGGCCUCUUUCACGGGGAGGUUAGCUCCCAACACACUAAGGAUGGCAUCAUAAAACGCACGGGAUACGCAAAUAUACGCACCAAACGUGUGCGGAAAUCAUUUAAGCGUGAGACCACUUACGACUGGACACAGUAUAACAUGCUUGUGCUUAAGGUACGAGGCGAUGGACGCAGCUACCUGAUAAAUCUACACACUGAAGGUUACUUCGAUCUAAUGUGGAAUGAUAUUUUUCAUUAUGUGCUUUAUACGCGCGGUGGGCCGCAUUGGCAAAUAGCCAAGAUACCUUUCUCCAAAUUCUUCUUGUCUUCCAAGGGACGCAUACAGGAUCGUCAAAGCCCCAUACCUCUUAAUUGUAUAACACAUUUUGGUUUUUCUGUGGCAGCUAAAAAAGGAAUGGACGGUCCGUUUGGCUUGGAAAUCCAUUAUGUUGGCUUAGAAUAUGAUCCAAGCCAUCAAGAAGAAUUUGCCUACGAAAUGUACAAGACGCCAAAAUACAUUGUAGCCACGUAAAACGAAAUGUUAUUUAAUUGUAAGAAAUGGAGCGAUAUAAAUGCAAAAGCAGUUUGUUUUGUUUGCCUCUCGCUCACUCCCUUUGUGACUAAACAUAUGAUUUUACGCUCUCAAA